Medioppia subpectinata is the source of this 622-nucleotide messenger RNA. Lineage: Eukaryota; Metazoa; Arthropoda; Arachnida; Sarcoptiformes; Oppiidae. The record is from the annotation of a GenBank genome assembly.
AUGUCUGAACAGGUGGUCAGCGGUUCCGUAUUCUGCGUGAGCGCCAGCGGACAGAUAGAGAGCGCACAGUUCAUGGGCUUUGAUAACAUAUACUGCAAGUAUUGUUAUAAAUAUGGCAACGAUUGGUCGGUGGCCUCCGGUCUCGAAGACGGUGUCUCACAGAUCACCAGAAUUAGUGACGACAAUCAACUCUUCGUCUGGAACUUCCCGCUCGACAUCGCUUUCAAGUCAAGCAAUCCGUUUGGUUGGCCUCAAUUGGUUUUGAGUGUCUAUGGGUUUGACUUUUUCGGCAACGAUGUGGUGCGCGGCUACGGCUCAGUACACAUACCCCCAGUGCCGGGCACUCACCGCAAACGGGUGCCAAUGUUUGCGCCCCAAUCGUCAUCGUUGGUCCACCGGUGGACGAGUUGGUUCAGCGGCCGUAAGCCCGAGUUCAUCGACCCGAAAGUGGUCGCCCAAUCCGAGGGCCGCGAAGUAAUCCGAGUCUCGUCCAACGGAUACGUCACUGUCGUGUUCAAUGUCGUGCUCAAAGAUUUUCAUAAAUACGGGUUUACUGUCCAGUGAACGCAUAAUAGCCCGCAUUGUAUUGAUAUGUUUAACAUUAAUGAUAAUUUUUACCGAC